AUGUUGGGUUAUUUUUCUCAGUUAAUUACGGGUGUUUAUUCCAUUUGUGAUGGACCUGCUCUUUCACACACUUCUUUUCUUGGAACUAAGACUGUUCUUUUUCCUCAAUUGUUCUCCUUUCAGUCAAAGCUUGUGUUUUCACUAAUCGGCUAUAGAGCACGGAGAAAGCCCUUGUUUCAUCACGUUGACCCUGAAGCUGUCCCACAUUCUCUAACUCCUUAUGAGGGUAGAGCUCCUAAAAGUGACAAUAAAAUGAGGUGGAGACCUUUUGGGACUUCUCGUGACAAAGAAUUACUGGCCAGAUUACUUGCAGACUCAGACAACUUUUUUGUUACAUGUCAAGGACUUCUUCUUCAUUACAAGCUCAACUUUCCUGGUUCUCCCCCGCAUACUUUGUCAUCAACAUCUCGCAUUGAACCUAAUUAUAGUUACUACACUUUAUCUAUGGCUGGAGGGUAG
This is a messenger RNA of Vicia faba (fava bean), 459 nucleotides long. The record is from the annotation of a GenBank genome assembly. Lineage: Eukaryota; Viridiplantae; Streptophyta; Magnoliopsida; Fabales; Fabaceae.